This is a messenger RNA of Austrofundulus limnaeus, 1639 nucleotides long. RefSeq names its product stromelysin-3. The record is from RefSeq and is a predicted model, not a curated record. Gene Ontology annotation, molecular function: zinc ion binding; metalloendopeptidase activity. The coding region runs from base 122 to 1561 and encodes 479 amino acids. NCBI's taxonomy places the organism in Eukaryota, Metazoa, Chordata, Actinopteri, Cyprinodontiformes, Rivulidae. Gene Ontology annotation, biological process: collagen catabolic process; proteolysis; extracellular matrix organization. Gene Ontology annotation, cellular component: extracellular matrix. The transcript is spliced from 8 exons.
AGGGCGGGUUGGCGGGUUUGGUUCCGGAUGAGGACUCAGAACCCCCCUGGUGUCUGGCGUCAUCAGUUCUGGGUCCUGCCCCCUCCUGGUUCUGCCUCAGACCCGGGUCAGAACCGUCAGGAUGCGGAUCGUCGAGUUCUGCGGCAGAGUUUUAUCUCUGCACCUUUUCCUCUGCGCCCAGUCCCUGCCGGUACCGGACCGGAGCUUCGGGACCAGACUGCAGGUGUUGGACCGGAGCACCGGGACCAGACUGCAGGUGUUGGACCGGAGGACCGGGACCAGACUGCAGGGACCGCCUCAGAACCCUCAGGUUCUCCUGAAGAACCAACAGGACCAGUUAAAGUCCACUCUGGGACCCAGAAAUAGGACUGAGUUCUGGGCCCGUCCCCACUGUGGCGUCCCUGAUGAUCCAGUGACGAAGCAGCGCCAGAAGAGGUUCGCUCUGUUUGGAGGACGCUGGGACAAAACGGACCUGACAUACAGGAUCACUCGGUUCCCCCGGCACGUGAGUGAGGACAAAGUCCGGAGCGUCUUCAGCGAGGCCUUCGGGGUUUGGAGCCACGUGACUCCUCUGAGGUUCAGGGAGGUUCUUAACGAAGACGCUGACAUCAUCAUCGACUUCAACAGGUUCUGGCACGGGGACGACCUGCCGUUCGAUGGUCCAGGAGGGGUUCUGGCUCACGCUUACUUCCCUCGGUCCCAGAAGGAGGGGGAGGUCCACUUUGACUACGAUGAGAGCUGGACGGCUGGGGGGAACAGCGUGGGUACGGACCUCCUGCAGGUGGCGGCUCAUGAGUUCGGACACGUUCUGGGUCUGCAGCACUCCCUGGAGCCCGGCGCCGUGAUGUGUCCCUUCUACAGCGACACCUACCCCCUGCAGCUGAGCGAGGACGAUAAGAGGGGCAUCCAGUACCUGUACGGACCCCCCCUCCACACACCCCCUGACGGGACCCAGACCAAUGACAUCCAUCCAGAACUGCCGGACGCCUGCAGGACAAGCUUUGAUGCCGUGUCUCUGAUCCGAGGAGAACUCUUCUUCUUUAAGGACCAGUACGUGUGGAGGGUCCGUGAGGGACGCCUUCAGGCCGGGUACCCCGCCUUGUCUUCACGCCACUGGAGGGGUUUCCCCGACUACAUCGAUGCUGCAUACGAGGACAAGUCCGGCAACAUCUGGUUCUUCCAAGCUGACAGUUACUGGGUGUUUGAUGCUGAGAGGAAGAUUUCGGGACCAGAUCCGGUCCAGAGUCUUGGUCUUCCUGUGACAGACAUCCAUGCAGCUCUGAGGUGGGACGAUGACCAUGUUGAGAAAGCUUUCCUCUUUAAAUCUCCCUUCUACUGGACCUUCAUGGUUCAGGAGAACCAGGUCAGUGAUUCACAUCCUCACAGCGUUCAUGAGCUGGCCGGACUGCCGAGCUCCAUCGAUGCAGCCUUUCUGGACCGAUCCGGUUAUGCUAACUUCCUGAGUGGACUGUCCUACUGGAAGUUUGACCCUGUGGCUCUGAAGGUGCUGGAAGGAUACCCUCGCACCACUGGCACAGAUUUCUUCAGAUGCUCCAGCUGAAGAAAUACAAAUCUACCAACCAACCAACCAACCAACCAACCAACCAACCAACCAACCAACCAACCAAUCAGUCUACUA